Messenger RNA from Clonostachys rhizophaga, 1533 nucleotides. The record is from the annotation of a GenBank genome assembly. NCBI's taxonomy places the organism in Eukaryota, Fungi, Ascomycota, Sordariomycetes, Hypocreales, Bionectriaceae.
AUGAGCUCUCCUAAACACCAGCUGCCGGGCAUACCCGAGUCUAUAGAGACUCAACCGGAUGAAAGCUCCCGCCUGCUUCCACCCGCCUCGUUGUCAUCCUCAAUCAGUACGGUGGCUGCUGAUGAGAAUGACUAUGAAAAGACCCAAGGAUGGCUGGCGGAGAUGUGGUUUUUGACAAAAGCCUCCAUCCCAGUCAUCCUCGCGUACAUGCUGCAAAACAGCCUUCAGACCUUUUCUAUCCUCAUCGUUGGACGCCUGUCUCCUGAAGCUCUGGCCACUGCCGCCUUCUCUUUCAUGUUUGCUAUGGCGACAGCCUGGCUCAUUGCCCUCGGCGGAACCACCGCCCUUGACACUCUGGCAUCGAGCAGCUUCACAGGCUCAUCGGACAAGAAGAGCCUGGGGAUCCUUCUCCAGCGAGGCAUCAUUGUGCUCACUGGCUACUAUAUGGUCGUCAUGGUCAUCUGGUUCACAUCGGAACAUAUCUUCCGAGCUCUAGGCCAAGACGAGUAUAUUUGUCGUCAAAGUGCUCGCUUUUUGCAGCUUCUGGCCCCUGGGGGACUUGGCUACGUCUGGUUCGAGUGUAUGAAGAAAUAUCUCCAGGCGCAGGGCGCAUAUCGGGCGGGUACCUACGUUCUGCUCAUCACGUCUCCUCUCAACGCACUUCUGAACUAUUUGUUCAUUUAUAAGAUGGGCCUUGGGUUGGAUGGAGCGCCAAUCGCUACAGGAAUCUCUUACUGGCUCUCUUUCAUUCUACUGGUGGCCUACUCGGCUUUCAUUCAAGGCAAAGAGUGCUGGGAUGGAUUCGCCCCACGAAAGGCAGUCGCUCAUCUCUGGCCGUUUGCUAGACUGGCUUUUCUCGGGGUCAUUCAUGUCGGAACAGAGUGGUGGGCGUUUGAGAUUGUUGCUCUUGCUGCUGGCCGCCUCGGAACAAUCCCGCUUGCCGCCCAGUCUGUUGUGAUGACGGCGGACCAGAUUAUCAACACAAUACCUUUUGGACUGGGGGUAGCGGCAUCCUCUCGCCUUGGUAACCUAUUGGGCGCCGAAGAUACCUGGGGAGCAAGACGCUCUGCACACAGCGCUGCAGUCCUGUCGGUGAUAUUCGGCACAGUGAUUCUAACCGUGUUGAUGAUAUCCAAGAGAGAGAUCGGAAGGCUCUUCAACGAUGAUGAGCGAGUCAUUGACCUUGUGGUUGCGAUCAUGCCUUACGUUGCAUUAUUCCAGAUUGCGGACGGAUUGAAUGGUAGUUGCGGGGGAGCACUUAGAGGCAUGGGUCGCCAAUGGAUUGGAGCAGUCGUAAAUUGUAUUAGCUACUACGGUUGUGCUCUACCUGGUGGUAUCUAUCUGGCGUUCCAUGGAUGGGGGCUACAGGGGCUCUGGAUGGGACAGUGUGUAGCUCUGUUUCUUGUUGGUAUACUAGAAUGGAUCAUCGUAGGACUGAGUAACUGGGACGUAGAAGUGAAGAAAGCAUCGGAUCGACUGGUGGCCGGCGGAAUGGGAGGCGGUGGAUAUGGCACUAUUCAUGGUGAACCGUAA